This is a messenger RNA of Myxozyma melibiosi, 2170 nucleotides long. Its product is annotated as class E vacuolar protein-sorting machinery protein hse1. The transcript has 5 exons. Gene Ontology annotation, cellular component: ESCRT-0 complex. Bases 140 to 1681 code for a protein of 513 amino acids. Gene Ontology annotation, biological process: protein transport to vacuole involved in ubiquitin-dependent protein catabolic process via the multivesicular body sorting pathway. NCBI's taxonomy places the organism in Eukaryota, Fungi, Ascomycota, Lipomycetes, Lipomycetales, Lipomycetaceae. The record is from RefSeq and is a predicted model, not a curated record. Gene Ontology annotation, molecular function: ubiquitin binding; phosphatidylinositol binding.
CGCGGCGAAGAUAAAGUUUUGAGGAAAGGUCACAGUGCUCGCUCGGCCACCGCCACGGCUCUGCUCCGCCUGCCUGCUUCACCUACUUCUUCUGCCCUUCCUUCCUCUUUGUGAAGAAUACGCAACUUAUUCAAUAAUCAUGUUUCGAGCUUCUGCCGCGCCGUCUGCGAUAGAGGACGCUGUUAACAAGGCCACCGAUGAGAACCUCACGAGCGAGAACUGGGAGUACAUCCUGGCUGUCUGCGACAAGGUCAACGAUCAUCCUGAUAACGGUCCCCAGGAAGCCGUCGCUGCCUUGCAGAAACGACUUACCCACCGAUCCGCCAAUGUCCAGCUCUACUCCCUCACCCUCACCGACUCCCUAGCCCAAAACUGCGGCACCAAAAUGCACCGCGAACUCGCCUCCCGCGCCUUCACGCAGACCCUCGUCCGCAUAUCCUCCGACCACACCGUGCACCACACCGUCAAGGCGCGACUGCUCGAGGUCAUGGAGGAGCUCGUCAAGUUGUUCAGCGGGGACCAUUCGCUCGGGAUCAUGGCCGACGCGCUGAAUCAGGUCAAGUCGUUGAACCCGCGAUUGCAUGCACCAGAUAAGCCGGAGCGACCGGCGCCGAGACGACAAGAAACCACCGAGGACGAAGAGUUAAAGAUGGUGCUCGCGCUCUCGCUCGAAGAAAGCAAACGACAAGAGGAAGAACGGCGGAAAGCCGAAGAAGACCAAGCCAGACCGACCGCCUCCUCCUCAACCGCGGCCCCGAGCUCUGCCGCGAACGGCGUCGACGCCGCGCCCGCUGCGCCCGAUCCGACUGCUACCAUCUCCCGCGUUCGCGCGCUGUACGAUCUUGCCGCGACCGAACCGGGUGAGCUCUCGUUCAAGAAAGGCGACGUGAUCUUUGUCCUGGAAGCCGUCUACCACGACUGGUGGAAGGGUUCGCUGCGGGGCGAGGUCGGGAUUUUCCCGCUCAACUACGUGACUCCGAUCCCGGACCCGACCGCGCGCGAGAUCCAGCAGGAGGCCGAGGAGGAAGCGCAGGUGUUUGCCGAGGCGCGGAAUGUCGAGCGGUUGCUUGCGUUGCUGUCGAAUCCGCAGAGCUCAGAGUCUGCGGACUCGGAGGAGCUGCAGAACUUGUAUCGCCAGUCGAUUAGUAUACGGCCGAAGCUGAUCAAGCUGAUUGACCGGUACGCGCAGCAGAAAGACGAGCUGAUCGAGCUCAACGAGCGGUUCUCGACCGCAUUGCACAAGUACGAUAUGAUGAUGGAGUCCUACGUCGAGCAGUACCGAUCACCGGCCGGAAUCAACCGGGUUCCCUCGAUGCCGCUUUCGCGACCACUCCAGCAGCCGCAGCCGACCGUUGCAGCAGGCACAAUGCCGGGCAUGGCGCCCUACGCAAACAGCCAUAUGCCAUCCUACGCCCCAACCAGCAGCACCCCGUCCGUUCCGCCUUCGUCCAAUCCUUCGUACCCGUCCGUCCUGCCGCCGUCGGUUCCGCCUAGCACGAACGGGGCGUCGUCGUACCCGCUUGUGCCGCAAUCGACCGGAGGAAGCGCGUAUCCGUCCGUGCCGCAGAGCUCGCCGUACCCCGCGGCGCCGUAUACGCAGACCACGGGUUUUGCGCCUGCGCCGACGUCGACUAAUUACACAUCUGCGACGUCCUCCAACGCGCCGUUUUUCUACAACUAGUCUGAUCUUAUAAUCUCAUAUCGAAUUUGUACUGCUUAGUUAUCGUCUUCUAGUUAUCGUCACCGUGGGUUUGGUUUAUCAAUCUUGUUGUGUUUUACAUUUGUUUGUUUUUUGUGGGAAGUUUAUGCAGUGAAAGGUUAGUUUGUGUAGUAUACCGCUAGAUCUAUUUAUUUUAUUCUAUCUUUCUCAAUUGAUGUAGAUUAUAAAUUUCUCUAGUAUCUUGCUUGAAUUAGUUGUCCAUCAUUGCUUGGAGGUAGCUAGAUUGAGAAGAGAUAUGUUGGUUAGUUGUAGACGAAAGAAGGUAGCGAAGUGAGUGGUGUUUGCGUACAUUUCGUAUAUGCGCAUGAAUUUGGCGGCGAAGGCUUCGAGGUGGAAGAUCACUUUACUUCCCAUAUGUAUACGAUGUUCCUACCAUCAUUAGCACACGGCAACAGCACACAAAGAAAAAUAGAACAGCAGCAACAUACAUAAAACGCCGCCCAAUAAACA